ACCCACACACACACACUCACUAGUCCUCUACCAGCACUCGCGCAGUCACCACCUGUUGCUCUACCCCUGCAGGUUCCCCUCCCCCUUCAGUGCCUUCGUCAUGAGGAUCCUAGCAGGACUACUGGUGUGCCUGGCCCUUGUGGCAGCCAUUCCCGAACCCCAGGGCAGCUUGUUCCGAGCCUCGGCCUCCCAGGGCCGCAAGAUCGGCGGGAGACUCUCAACCAGCAACCGUCGGGACAACACUUUUGGUGAGGAGAAGCCGGCUAGGAGCCGACCCCAGGCCAACACUCCAGCACCUGCUGCGCCCGUCACUCAGGCACCCAAGGUGGUUCUUCCCAGCGCUUCCUGCAGCGAGAAUGUGUGCGCUCCCGGGUACAGCAAGUUCCUGAACCAGUGCUACAAGGUGAUCAAGACUGAUGCUCCCAUCGACUUCACCACAGCACAGAGGAAUUGUCAGGGUGACGGUGCAGUGCUGGCCACGGACAAGACACCGCAGGUACAUAACUACCUGAAGGAGCUACUGAAGCCUCACCUCUCUGAGACUAUCGACUCCCAGUACAGAAGAGCAUUCCUGGGCCUUGUUUGUCAGAGCGGCUGUGACUCUCCAGCCAAUUGGCUGUACGCUGACGGCAGCAAGUGUGAGGGCAACAACUUCUGUGAUUGGCUGACGGUUGGAUCAACCAACGAGUGGAACGCUCUACCCACCAGCCUGUAUGGUGCCUCCAUCGCUGCCAUGCUGGACGACUUCCCUGACACCUCUUACCGCUACAAGUUACAACCAUACCCAGCUGACCACUCUCUCCAGUACAUGGUGUGUCAGAAGGACGCUGACAGCACUGAGCACCUGAAGCCUCGCCAGUUGUCAGUGAACGAGCGACUGUCUAACGUGGUGCUGGAGUGGCAGAGACCAGCCUGUAGCGGAGACAUCUCCUCCUAUAUCCUCGUUCUCCUCGGUGGCUCCGUCUCUUACGACACUGAGAUGAAGUGUACUGAUCAGCGGUGCAGCUUCACACUGAACCCUGAGGACUGCAACUACUGUAUCCACCCCAACACUGACUACACCUUCAGCGUGGCGGCCGUCCUCUCAGACUCUCAGCUAGGUCCAGCCAUCACUAUCAACAAGAAGAUUGAUGUGGAGACGUGCCCCAGCUUCGAGACUCCAUUCCACACAAUCUCAACUUGCCGUGGUGUGUCUGAGGUAGUCCAUGAUGGCUCCUGCGAGAACAAGAUCACCUGGAGCAAAGGUUCCAUGUGCGACGCUGUGUGUGAGAAUGGCUUCGGCUUCUUCGAUGAGCCAGCACCUAAGUACGCCUGUGAUGCUGGCGGUCUGUGGUCUCCCACAGGCAAGGCUCCCGAGUGUUAUGAGAUCGUGCCUGUGUUCUCAGCCAACCUGCAGUUCAAGAUCGCUUACAAGCGCGCAAGCAUCGAGACCCUGCAGCAUCAGUUCGAUGGUCUCGUCUACAAGUACAAUGAUAUCUUCUGUCCCUACCCUGAGGAGUGCGGCAUUGGUGACCUGCAGAUCAAGAGCGCUCUUGACGAUGAGGGCAACAAGAUGAGUGAGGUGAUCGUCACCAUCGACACCCCAGUCUAUAACAUCACCGACCAGUCUGGCUUCAUUGAUCUGGUGCGCGAGGCUGUGCUCACUGUCACUGAGGAUAACGCCUUCAUGACCCUUAUUGAUUACGACAACAUUGCCCUCGUCCUCCCCACGUCUUCUGAAGGCUUCAAGGCCAAGCCUCAACUAUGCUGCCACUCGUGCCCUGAAGGUCAUGCUUACAGGCUCGGCAACUGCGUUCGGUGCCCGAAUAAUGAAUGUGCGUAAGGGAGCCACCAUUCCUUCUAGCUUCACCCCCUACAGUACCUCAACCAAUCGUGUGCUUCUCAGUGCCUUCGUAUAACCAAUCAAUGCUUGUCUCCCAGCACUAGUCCUCUCACUGGUGCCAUGUGUGUUUACACUGGGAGAAGCACUCUGUGUGCUUGGCACUAAGAAGUACUCACCUGUGUGUCUGGCACUGAGAAGCCCACAUCUGUGUGCCUGGCACUGAGAGAAGCACACAUAUCCAUGUGCCUGGCAAAGACAAGUACACAUCUGUGUACUUGGCACAGAGAAGCCAGCGCCUGUGCCUGGCACUGAGAGAAGUCCAUACCUGUGUGCUUAGCACAGAAGCACUAGGCUGUUUCACUACGACAGUGAAACAUUGGUGUACUACCCAACAUUGCAGCUGGUACAUUGCUCCUCCCACCACGACCCUUGACCUGCCAGCUCAAACCUUCUCUGCAAUAAUUAAUAUAAGCAAACCAUAAAUCCCAGUCCAGUGAUAUUACCUUUCAAUACCGGUUAUUUUUAGCUCAAUCCCUUUGGUAAUUUUUAUAGAAUUUUAGAUAUUUAUUUGAUUUGCAAUUAUUGGAGACUUAAAUCAAUCCUAAAUGUAGAAUAUUUUAUAUACAUAUAUAUAUAUAUAGGGUUUAAGUUGCAGAAUUAAGCCAAAAUAAAACCGUCCAUGGUCUAUAUACUGUAACACUUGCUGUUGCAGUUGUUAGGUUGCAUCAGCAAGCUGGAUCACCCCCAGUCACACUUGUCUUAAUGUCUUCUAACUUUUCUCACCAGUUUUGCUUUUUCUUAAUGAUAUUUCAACACUUCACAUUCCAAAGUUUCCCCUGUAUUUCUGUUUGAGUGUACAUUUUAAUGUUCUUCACAUUGUUUUCCAGUAAAUGUGUACUUAUUUUAACCAUGAAUGAUCUGGUGAGUCUUGUCCUCUGUCCUCUGUUUACUGUACAGAGUACUUAAAUGUAAAGUAGAGUACUGUACUCUCACAACUCUGCCCCAUCAAAACGAGUUGCUUCCAGAGUAAUAACGAAAAUUUAAAACAUUAAAAAUAUUGAAAAACAUUUUUAGCACGUCUUGAUAAACAGUCUUAGUAAGUGACCCUCCCCAAUCUUAGUGUCAAAAAUUUCCUUAAGAUUUCUUUUUGUUUUAAGGUGUAGUGCAGACACUGUUGUUAUGGUGUCCCACACAUUGUGUCAAUAUUCGUACUGAGUAGUCAUCUCUCGGUAUUCUAUUAGCAUAAGUUGUUAUUUAAAGAAAAAAAUAGAAUUACAUAUAAAAUUUAGUAGCUGUCUAGAGCAUUCUAUUUCAAAAUGAAUACACAGCUUCAGGAAUAAGAAGUUCAGUGCCUGUUUUGUAGUUGAAAAUAGAUAUCUAAUUCCAGUUAUUUACAAGAAUGGGAAUUGUAUAUUUUCUCUGUUCAAAUGUUAUUCAGUUCACCCUGCUAAGACAGGUUGAAGAGUUGAAUAUUUUAUUGGAUUAAAGAUUAAAUAUGGGAUCCCUUUACGAUGAGAGUUUGUCAGUGACUCAUGCAGUGCAAGGUUCAUCUUGAUAUAAUAAAAUGAACCUUAUUGCAAGAAGAUCGAAGACACUGACUCCCAGAGGAUAUCUUUGUACCCAUACAGACUCAUCUUAAUUUAGUUGUUACGUGUGAAUGUUGACAAUUGUAUAUACCUUGUAUAUUUUACCUAAGAUACAAAUAAAUGUUUCUUUCUAUAUAAA
Cherax quadricarinatus is the source of this 3547-nucleotide messenger RNA. The record is from RefSeq and is a predicted model, not a curated record. NCBI's taxonomy places the organism in Eukaryota, Metazoa, Arthropoda, Malacostraca, Decapoda, Parastacidae.